Molecule: messenger RNA, 1719 nt
Organism: Centropristis striata (black sea bass)
Lineage: Eukaryota; Metazoa; Chordata; Actinopteri; Perciformes; Serranidae
Gene: cpsf4
Product: cleavage and polyadenylation specific factor 4
Exons: 8
Coding region: 342-1142 (266 amino acids)
Molecular function (GO): RNA binding; zinc ion binding
Source: RefSeq, a predicted model, not a curated record
UCUAGUCUGGUCUUAUUCCGUCAGGUCAGAGGUCAGUCUGCGCGCCUUCCAUCCACUGAACAAGGAGCAUUUCGUGACAAACAAACACUGAUAGAACGACUAAUGGUCGGUGUCUUUCUUUAAAACAGACCCAUAAAGCUGCAAAGAACCGUAGCUGUUGUGGUUUCUUACCAGGGAGCUCGCUGGUUGUUGUUAGCUUUUCGGUUAGCCUUGCUAGCCUCGUUAGCCACUUUAGCUGGCUGCAGAAGAAAGUACUAGCUAGCUACCUGGCUAGCUCAACCUCAAGCUAGCUAACAGAAACUUGCAUUUCUCUACGCGGAGCCCGACAAACUACCGCAGACAUGCAGGACAUGCUGGCUAACGUGGAUCACCUCAAGUUUGACUUGGAGCUGGCUGUGCAGCAGCAGCUAGGAGCCCAGCCGCUACCUUUCCCCGGCAUGGACAAGUCCGGGUCUGCAGUGUGUGAGUUCUUCAUGAGAGCUGCUUGUGUGAAAGGUGGGAUGUGUCCGUUCCGUCACAUCAGUGGAGAGAAGACGGUGGUGUGUAAGCACUGGCUCAGAGGACUCUGUAAGAAGGGAGACCAGUGCGAGUUUCUCCAUGAAUACGACAUGACCAAGAUGCCUGAAUGUUACUUCUACUCCAAGUUUGGCGAAUGUAGCAACAAGGAAUGUCCAUUCCUGCACAUUGAUCCAGAGUCCAAGAUCAAAGACUGUCCCUGGUAUGACCGAGGCUUCUGCAAACACGGUCCUGACUGCAGACACAGACACACAAGAAGAGUGAUCUGUAUGAAUUACCUGGUGGGCUUCUGUCCAGAGGGAAAAUCCUGUAAAUUUAUGCACCCUCGUUUUGAAUUGCCGAUGGGAGCUUCUGAACAGCCUCCUCUACCACAGCAAAUUCAGAACCAGACAAAGCCUGUGCCUACCAUCGGACGCUCGUCGCUCUCUCUGAUCCAGCUGACAAACUCCAGUCCAGGCCAGCGGAUGCAGAACCACACACAGAUGUCUGCUCCUCAGCAAAAUAACAUGACCGGCAACAGAGGGCCUCGGCCACUGGACCAGGUCACCUGCUACAAGUGUGGAGAGAAGGGCCACUAUGCCAACAAAUGCACUAAAGGCCAUCUUGCCUUCCUGAGUGGACAGUAACCUUCGGCCUCGAGGUCACCACUCGCUGUAGCUCAGUCCCCCUGACGUGAGCAGAGGAGACGAGAGGAAGAAGAGAGGCAGCCCCUUUGCUCCACCGGCUCAAGUUGAGUUGAAAGACUUUGACUGCCACUGUUGUGUGUGUCACUUCAUACAGACACAGGCAGGAGGAAAGAUAAACAUAGCUACUAUUUCUAUUUUGUGGAUACAUGAAAAUAACAAAGAACAAAAAAAGAGGUCACAGUCUGUGUGGCUGUGGUUGAAUGACUUGUGUGUUUGUCUUCAGAGUUUUCUACAAUAUUUGUAUCACACACAGGGUCCAACAGAGGGCAUACAUAUGUUUAUCAGUGAAACAGAAAUGAUAAAUGCCAGUAGGAAUAAAUUAAUGCAGUUUGUACACAAACUACUGUAAUUAAUCCGAGCCCAAAUCCACACUCCAAUGGGUUGUUUUCAUCACAAUAUGGUCAAAUUUUACACUUUCUAACCAUAACCACACUUUUGUGGCAAACAUUUUAAAUGUUGGAAGUAAUUCAUUAUUUACCAGUUGUGCUUGAAAGCCCUGUGAUGUUCAAUCUGAGUA